GCUGGUGCCGGCGACGGAAGCCAAGACGAUGACACGCGGGGGACGCCAGGCUCGGAAAGCAGAGGGAUGGCGCGCCCAGGUCAGGGGGACCCCGUCACCGUCCCCCAAGGCGGGUCUUGCUCUCAGGCCCGCGCGUGGCCCCUUGAGUCUGAGAAGCUCCGUCUGGGCCCGCCAGAGGGCGCCCGCGGCCAGAGAGGGGGCGGGGCCGCGGAGCCGGGAAGGGCCGCCGCGGAGCCGGGGCCGCCCCGCGGGGUCUGCGGCCGAGGGCCGAGGGUCGGAUGGCUGGCGGGGAAUCCGCAUUCGGGCGUCGGACGCUCAGUGGAGCCGGUUUCCGGGCCUUGAACGCUCAGGGAGCGAGUGCUUCUCAGACGUCGGGGCAGCUGGGAUGCCGUCACCCCAGACCCUCCCCUCUUCCCCCUUUCACCCCUCCGUCGUCCAGCCGGGGGGCGGGGGAGGGGGGCCGGUGGGUGCUGCUCCUAGGUCGGGGCUGGGGCCGGUCUCCGGGCUCUGGCACCCCCGUGCCCCUGGCAUAGGAGCGGCCCCUUGAGAGUCCACGGAUAGGGCUGGGGCUGGGGAGCCCACUCUUGGGGGGGUUCGCUCCCCGAACCCUCUCCGGGCCCCCCUUGGCUCCGCCCCGGACCCAGGCCCCGCCCCGCCCCGCCUGGGCCGCCCCGCCCACUCCCUUCGGCCGGCCCGGGAGCCCCGGGGGCCGCCGCAGCCGCCUCUCGAGCGGCCGCCAUGCGCGUUGGCCCCGUCGCCCCGCUGCUCCAGCUGCUGCUCCUGCUGGGGCCGCGGCUGCAAGCUGUGGGCGUCACGGAGCCGCCGCUGCCCGCCGUGGUCCUUGCCAUCCUGGCCCGCAAUGCCGAGCACUCACUGCCCCACUACCUGGGCGCGCUGGAGCGGCUGGACUACCCCCGGGCCAGGCUGGCCCUCUGGUGUGCCACGGACCACAACGUGGACACCACCACCAAGAUGCUGCAGGAGUGGCUGGCGGCUGUGGGUGAUGACUAUGCAGCUGUGGUCUGGAGGCCCGAGGGGGAGCCUAGGUCCUACCCAGACGAAGAGGGUCCCAAGCACUGGACCAGAGAAAGGCACCAGUUUCUGAUGGAGUUGAAACAGGAAGCCCUGACCUUUGCCAGAGACUGGGGGGCUGAUUAUAUCCUGUUUGCAGAUACAGACAACAUUCUGACCAACAACCAGACACUGCGGCUUCUGAUAGAGCAGGGGCUGCCCGUGGUGGCCCCAAUGUUGGAUUCCCAAACCUACUACUCCAAUUUCUGGUGUGGGAUCACCCCCCAGGGUUAUUACCGCCGCACAGCUGAGUACUUCCCCACCAAGAACCGCCAGCGCCAGGGCUGCUUCCGUGUCCCCAUGGUCCAUUCCACCUUCCUGGUAUCCUUGCGGGCUGAGGGGGCAGCCCAGCUUGCCUUCUACCCCCCUCACCCUAACUACACCUGGCCCUUCGAUGACAUCAUUGUCUUCGCCUAUGCCUGUCAGGCUGCUGGGGUCUCAGUCCAUGUAUGCAACGAGCACCGUUAUGGGUACAUGAAUGUGCCCGUGAAAUCCCACCAGGGGCUGGAGGAUGAGAGGGUCAACUUCAUCCAUCUGAUCUUGGAAGCUCUAGUGGAUGGCCCCCCCAUGUGGGCCUCGGCUCAUGUGUCCCGGCCCCCAAAGAAGCCCAGCAGGAUGGGGUUUGAUGAGGUCUUUGUCAUCAGCCUGGCCCGCCGGCCCGACCGCCGAGCACGCAUGCUGAGCUCACUCUGGGAGAUGGAGAUUUCUGGGCGGGUAGUGGAUGGCGUGGAUGGCCGGAUGCUCAACAGCAGUGUCAUGAGGAGCCUCGGCGUGGACCUGCUCCCCGGGUACCAGGACCCCUACUCGGGCCGCACGCUGACCAAGGGCGAGGUGGGCUGCUUCCUCAGCCACUACAACAUCUGGGAGGAGGUGGCUGCCAGGGGCCUGGCCCAGGUCGUGGUGUUUGAGGAUGAUGUGCGCUUCGAGAGCAACUUUAGGAGGCGGCUGGAGCGGCUGAUGGAAGAGGUGGAAGCAGAGAAACUUCCAUGGGACCUGAUCUACCUCGGCCGGAAGCAGGUGAAUCCUGAAGAGGAAGAGGCCGUGGAGGGGCUGCCACACCUGGUGGUGGCUGGGUACUCCUACUGGACACUGGCGUAUGUCCUGAGCCUGGCAGGUGCCCGCAAGCUGCUGGCCUCCCAGCCCCUGCGCCGAAUGCUGCCUGUGGAUGAGUUCCUGCCCAUCAUGUUUGACCAGCACCCCAACGAGCAGUACAAGGCACACUUCUGGCCCAGGGACCUGCGGGCCUUCUCAGCCUGGCCCCUGCUUGCUGCCCCCACCCACUAUGCGGGUGAUGCUGAGUGGCUCAGCGACACAGAGACGUCCUCGCCCUGGGAUGACGACAGCGGCCGCCUCAUCAGCUGGAGUGGGUCUCACAAGACCCUGCGCGGGCCCCGCCUGGACCUGGCCGGCAGCAGUGGGCACAGCCUCCAUCCCCACCCCCGGAAUGAGCUCUAGGACCAGGUGCUGAUUCCAGAGUCGUGCCCAGGAGCAGGCGUAGCCCGCCAGGGAGCAGAGCUGGGGAUCGCUGGCAGGAGCUGCCACCAGGAGCCAGCAGAGACCGGGCCACCACCUCAGGCAUGGCCACUCCGGGUUACCUGGGGAGAAACCACUCCGAGACGGGUCCCCUUCCCCAAAGGUCACAAAGCAAAAAGGAAGGGCUCAUAGGCCCUUUUAAACUUCCGGGCCUGACUCAGGGCCUGGGGGGAGGGAAGGAAGGAGGCUUCCAGCCUUCAGUUUCAAGCUGCGCAGACAUUCGGAGCCCCGCCCUCCCUGAGGACCCAGCUGCUGGGGCCCCUCUGCCCCCUUCUACCUCCACCUCAGCCCUCUCCCCAGCUUGACGCCUGGGUCUCACCUGCCUGGGCCCACCCAGGGCAGCACGGAGUGCAAGGAGGUGGGAGGAGGACCCUUGCAGGCCUGGUGCCCGGCGCACAGUAGGUCCUCAAUAAAAGUUGACUGCACUUUA
This is a messenger RNA of Manis pentadactyla (Chinese pangolin), 3034 nucleotides long. It is a transcript of the gene CERCAM, whose product is annotated as cerebral endothelial cell adhesion molecule. Lineage: Eukaryota; Metazoa; Chordata; Mammalia; Pholidota; Manidae. The transcript is spliced from 13 exons. Bases 739 to 2526 code for a protein of 595 amino acids. The record is from RefSeq and is a predicted model, not a curated record.